Molecule: messenger RNA, 730 nt
Organism: Schistosoma turkestanicum
Lineage: Eukaryota; Metazoa; Platyhelminthes; Trematoda; Strigeidida; Schistosomatidae
Source: the annotation of a GenBank genome assembly
AGACUGAAUACUUAACUCGUAUUCCUGCUUGGUUACCGGCUACUUUUACAUCAACUUCGUUAGAUUCAGCUGAAGCAGUUAGUUAUAGACUUUAUCGUCGUUUGUCCAGAAUGCCAUUAUCGAAGAAUUCUGAAGAUAAUUUAUCUUAUGAUCAUACAUUAUAUGAAAGAGAUAAACCAGAUGUUCACAUUAUACACAAUAAAGAUCAAUAUACUGAUUAUCAUAAACUGGAAGAUGAUGAAUUAGCUUUACUUCGUGCAUCACUUACAGAUUGUAGACAAUUAGUUUUCGAUAAGCAAACAUCAACAUCUAAUUUAUCUAAUGAUGCUAAUUGGCGUGCAAGUCAUUUAGAUCAGAUUACUGAACAAGGUCUUAGAUUUCUUAAAUUAGGUUUUGAUCGUCAGCAAUCUGAAAAAACUGAAGAUAUAAUUGAGCUACCAGAGUACGACAUCAACGAUGACUGAAUCAACACUUGCAAAAAAACAACAACAUCAACAUUCAUCUCAUGUUACUUUUAAUUUGGAUUGUACAGAUCAUUCUCCAUUGAUGCUAUCAGGCGAAACCAAUAGGAAAAACGAAAACUGGUUGAAAGGAUCUCAAUAGUCAUAAAGCAAGACAAUGGUUCUUUCAAGUUAUCCACCUACUGAAGGUUCAACUGAAAAUUCAAAGAUGUUAAGAAGGGAUCAAGUGUAAGAUUAUGAAUUAAUUGAAUAGGACAUUUGAUUGUUUU